Messenger RNA from Plasmodium vinckei vinckei, 687 nucleotides. Its product is annotated as merozoite surface protein 4/5, putative. The record is from RefSeq and is a predicted model, not a curated record. The coding region runs from base 1 to 687 and encodes 228 amino acids. NCBI's taxonomy places the organism in Eukaryota, Apicomplexa, Aconoidasida, Haemosporida, Plasmodiidae. The transcript is spliced from 2 exons.
AUGAAAAUUGUAAAUUAUUUAUCAGCAAUUAAUCUGUUUGUUGUUUUAUUAAUGUCAUUUAAAACUGCCCAUGAUACUUCUUUAAUUCAUACAAACAAAUAUGCACAUAACAUGUUGUGUAAUAGUAGAAUUUUAGGAAAUACACCCUCUAAUAACACAGAAGAAGGUUCGAAUCAAACUGAUGGUAAUACUGAUUCAAACCCAACUACUAGCGACGGGGGUACAAACACAUCAGAUCAAAAAAGUGGUGAAAAUGCAGAAAAAUCUCAAGGUACAUCUGAAAAUGCAAGUCAAACUGAAAAUACAAGUAGUCAAGUUGAAACUCCAGCUGCACCCGCUAAAACUGAAACUACUCAAAGUGACGUAGCACAGCCAGAUAGCACAAAUGGUACUGAAAGUCAACCUGCAGGAGAAAAAGUUACUCUUCUUUCUAGUGAAGAAGAAGAAGAAGAAGACGAAGAAGAUGAUGAUGAAGAAUAUGAUGGUGAUUGUAAUGUGAAUAAUGGAGGCUGUGGAGAAGGUCUAAUAUGUGAAAAAAUGCAAAAUGGCGCAAUAAAAUGCUCAUGCCCAGAAGGAUAUAAAUUCAAUGGUACUAGCUGUAUUGGGUUGCUCAGUGCAGAUUCAAUAAAUUACGGUUUUUGCGGAAUUAUAAUGAUUGCUAUUACUAUAAUAUCAUUAUUAUAUUAA